GGUUCUGUCAGUGACAAGAGGAGGUUUCUCCCAGUGUUACACAGGGACUGGGUGUACAGGAAGUGUUGUUCCAGCAGCGAGUCAGGGGGAGUGCUGUACUGAUACUGACAAUGGCAUGGCCUUUUUGGAUGCUGGAAUCUGCACUCAGUGCACAGUUUUUAAAACCUAUCAAGAUUAUGAUACUGACGGGCACUCACCAACUUUGCGCACGUUGAACUGUAAUGGAAGCGAACAGGCCCUGCUUGACUGUGAUCAUACUCGAAUUGGAUAUCGCCAGUGCAAUUCCUAUGGCAAUGCUGCUGUUGCUUGCUUCAAUGAAACUGAUUGUGAAGAUGGAGAAAUGCGUUUGGUUGGUGGAAAUGACAUUGCAGGAGGAGUUGAAAUUUGCAGACGUGGUGUGUGGGGUGUGGUGUGUGACCAUUACUGGGACAGCAAUGAUGCCAGAGUUGUCUGUAGACAUCUUGGACUACCAUCAGAAUUUCCAAGAGCGAUUCCAAGAUUUUUGGAAGUUGGUAGUGGUCUUGCAUAUUCUCAAAGGCUAGUCCACCAGAAUAAUGUGCAGUGCAGUGGGGAUGAAGACUCACUCAUCGACUGUCCUUACAACACUGACGGAACUAGAUACUGCGGUGUUGCUGGUGUUAUGUGUUCAAAUGUGAUACAUUACAAGAUCGACGAUUGUUUAUUGAUUUGUCUUCUAGAGGAAAACAUAUGUGAAGAUGGAACAUUUUACUGCUGGUACAUAGAAGGCGGGCAUUGCUCAUCGAAUAACUACUUGUGUGACUCUUUUGCAAGAUGCUCUAAUGCUCAUGAUGAGGCCAACUGUAGUGAAGUUACAUGCAGAGAGGGCACUGUUCAGUGUCGCGGUGAUGCACUUGCUCCCUGCAUCUACUUGUCUGACAUAUGUGAUGGAAGAGAUGACUGUGGUGAUGGAUGGGAUGAGGAGAAUUGUACUAACACAGAGAGUGAUUAUUAUACUGAUGAUUAUUACUCUGUGCUACAACCUGGAGAAACGAAUGUGACAGUCGAGGUCCCUAUAGUGAAUGAUGACGAAGUUGAGGACAAAGAGACAUUCACCGUCUCUAUUGUGACAUUUUACGGCUAUGAAGCGCAUCCUGAUUUCACGACAGCAACAGUCACCAUUAUUGACGAUGACUUUUGUCCUUCUUUGGAGGACAUUACGCAUGGCUCAGCCACAGUUACUGGUGUUUUGCCAGGAUCUAUUGCCGUCUACUGUUGUGACAAUGGUUUUGAGUUAGUAGGAGAGUCAGUCAGAAGGUGCAUGAGCAACCUGAGAUGGAGUGGAAACAGUACAAUUUGCAGACCUUCCUGUCCGGCACUAAGUCAUCCCGAGUUUGGUUCUGUGACCGUAACUAAAGCAUUUCAAAACUUUGUGGCCAUUUUCAACUGCAACACUGGGUUUGGUCUCUUUGGAACACCACUUCUCACAUGUCAGAAUGGAACUUGGAGUGACAAGUCCCCUGUGUGCAAACCCUCAUGUCCCUCUGCUGCCACAGCCUCUCCCUGUACCACACCACCACCACCACAAGUGACAGGGAAUGUGGAGAAUGUUCGAAGCCCUGGUUGUGGUAGGCUGGAGUGGGAUGCUCCAGAUGGAGGUGUUGGGGGACUCUCCUACAAGAUAAGGUUCUACAGUGGCCAGAGUUUUGGUUCCACUCCCUCAUCCCAGAGGAUUGUCCUCUCCUCUCCUACUAACUCUCUCUCCUUCACUGACCAGGAUGUACCAACCCAGCGUCCUCUUUAUGCUAUUAUCAAAGCUAGAAACAGCAAUGGUGUGCAUUCAUCUUCUUGGUCAACACCAAUAGUAACAGCAGGUAGGUUUUUAAAUUACAAAGAGAGCUCAACAGAAUAAGUGUUCUUGUUUUUCAUUCCAGAGAACGAGUAUCCUUGAGAGACAAAGCAUGAUCCAUCAUUGCUCUAAUUUGCGAGCGGGAGCGAGCCAACCU
Geodia barretti is the source of this 1964-nucleotide messenger RNA. The record is from the annotation of a GenBank genome assembly. Lineage: Eukaryota; Metazoa; Porifera; Demospongiae; Tetractinellida; Geodiidae.